Molecule: messenger RNA, 1753 nt
Organism: Vespa velutina
Lineage: Eukaryota; Metazoa; Arthropoda; Insecta; Hymenoptera; Vespidae
Product: metalloendopeptidase OMA1, mitochondrial-like
Exons: 8
Coding region: 285-1538 (417 amino acids)
Biological process (GO): mitochondrial protein processing; protein quality control for misfolded or incompletely synthesized proteins
Cellular component (GO): mitochondrial inner membrane
Molecular function (GO): metalloendopeptidase activity
Source: RefSeq, a predicted model, not a curated record
AAACAUAGUGGUGUUGAUUCUGGUAGAAAUUAGAACUACCUAAAUUUUCGUAUUACUGCAUUAAUUCAAGUUCGAUAACUAUAAAAGCUACGUAAUUUUUUGAUACAAUGAAGUUUCAAACUAUUAAGUCACAUUGAUAAUAUUACAAUUUAUGUGAUGUGCUAUGAAUAAUAUUGAUUAUUCAGAUUUCAUCGCAUAGAGGUUACUGUAUACAAAUUUAUUUAAUGAUAAAGUAUAUAAAAUUAUUUUAAAAAAUAAGGAUUUUGUCUUAUUAAUUUUUCAAUAUGUUCUGGAUACAAAAAGCAAUAAAACUUCGUCAUAUCCACUAUUUUAAAAUAAAAUCUAUGAUUUGUAUAAUUCCAAAUCAUCAAUCUAUUAGAUAUUCUAAAAUUUGUAUAUUACGUACAGAGUUAUCUUUAAAGCAAUUAAAAAAUAUAAAUUAUCAAAAAAUAUAUGAUUUUCAUACAUCAUCUAAAUUAUGCAUACCACCAAUUUUUGCUGUUAUCCUACGUCCAAUUUUGAGAUUGAGUGCAUUUAUACUUGGACGUGGUAUUAAACGAUGGUGGCAAAAGAAAUCAACAAAAGAACAAGAACAAUAUAAAUUGUUGUUUAGAGAAAACAGAAACAUAUUUUUAGGAUCGUUGGUUUUAUUAUGCUUAAUGUUUAUUGUUUAUUAUUUAAUGCACAUUGAAACUGAUCCAAUAACUAAUCGAAAGCGAUUUAUAAUAUUUAAUAGAAAAGAACAAGCUGCAUUAGGUCAAUUAAUUUUUGAAAUGCAUUUAGAGGAACAUAAGGCAUCAUUGGUAGCAAAAGAUCAUCCUGCAUAUAAAAGACUUAUUAAAAUUAUAGAAAAUAUAUUGGUUAAAAAUAAAGACUUGAUUUCUGUUGAAGAUAAAAAUUGGACGUUAACUAUUGUCGAUUCUCCUAUAAAAAAUGCUUAUGUUUUACCUGAAAGAAAUAUAUUUUUCUUCUUGGGUGUUCUGAACAUUGUCGACAAUGAUGAUCAAUUAAGUAUUAUACUUGCUCAUGAAAUGGCACAUGCAUUGCUAUUGCAUUCGGUUGAACAAUUUUCACAUGCACUAUUAAUAGAUGUUUUAAUGACAAUUCCCAUUUUAUUACUUUGGGCAAGUUUUCCUGAUUCAUUAGCAUUUUUUUUACACAUGAUUGGACAACAUAUCGUAAAUCUUUUACAUAAUUUACCAUAUAGUAGAUCAUUGGAAAAUGAAGCUGAUGAGGUGGGAUUAAAUUUAGCUGCAAAAGCCUGUGUAGAUGUACGUGAAGCAGUUGUAUUUUGGGGUACUAUGAGAAUGCUUUCAGAAAUGAAGUUAGCAUCCAAUAUUGUACCUUGGUUAUCAACACAUCCUGCUCAUGGAGACAGAGAGCAAAGUUUAAAUAAGAAAAUGACAAAGGCAAUAGAAUUAAUGAAAUCAUCUGGUUGUCCAAAAUUAAAUCCAAUUGAUCCAAGAAAACAAUUUUACGAACGUACUUUGAAGGACCACGAAUUUUAUUUUAAACAAAAAGGAAUAAUAAUAACAUAAUGUACAUAAGGUGUGAACGAUACAGAAGUUUAUAAUAUAUAAUAUGUUUAAGAAACAUGUGUAUUGUAACUUACAAUCAACGUAUUAUUUUUAUAAAAUAGUUUUGUUCAUAAUAGUAUUUGAAGAUUUUUUAUUUAAAAAAAUCAAUAAUGUUAUCUUUGAUCAUUUGUUAUAAUGUGAAGUUUUAUAUAAUAAAUUUAUAUAUUAUAAAAUUA